AUGGAUAUGUCACCGGUUGCCAUGGUAACCAGGCGUGAGCAAUCGUCCGUCCUGAUUCACAUGGGUCUCGGGCCCACUAAUGAGUCUGAUCAAUCUGUAGGUUCUACCAGCCCUACUGUAAAGAGAGCACAGAGAAUAGCCAGACAACUUGGAGAACUCAACCAACAAGUCAAACAAACAAUACAGACUGGUGGAUUGAAGGAAGAAGGCAGAAAAAGAAACACUCUUCAAGAAGCAUCACCAGACAGGCAUUACAAGGAAAUAUCCAAGAAGCUCAGACAGGAAGCAGAGAGGGAUAUGGACAGGAGAAAACAAGCUUGGCUGGAACCAGCACCUCUGGAUGAUUAUCUGAGGAGAACUCAAGAUGUUCACAUGACAGGGCCAGCAUUCCUGCCCCCUCCCUGUUCCCAUGUCACAAUGUCCCCCUCCCAGCAUAACGCCCCUGUCCUCACCCCACUGUGUGCAGAGGCUCAGGCUCUACUCAAGAAGGUGCAGACGUCCAAGGAGAUGCUAGAGGAGAAUCUGGACACGGUUGCUAGGACACAAGAUGAUGAGCACUUCUAUCAAGUCAUCCAGAGCAUCUGUAGGGAGGGAGAUGGAUCAGACUUUGCCAGAAUGAAGCAAGCUGUUGAUGAACAAAUAGCUGCUAUUGAUACAGAGAUCAAGAGAGAAUUACAACAAGGUAGACUUCACAUCAACAAACCAAGUGGUCGCCACUCACCUCCAACAAGACUUCUUCCAGACAAGAUCACCCAAAGACCACACCAACAACAGCUGAAGCAGGGCCAACAACCUCCUACAAGCAAGCCAGUUGGCCAGCAAUCAGCAGGGCCAGGUCUGGGGAAGUUGAGCAAGAAGAAGGUGCAGGCAAAGAUAGACACCGGUUUACGCAGACCUAGGAAAGGGGAGGAGCAAGAGGAUGAUUCGACAGAAAGGAACAAGGAGAACUUGAAAGAAAGAACAACUGUCCUAAAAUCUCCACCCAGACCAACUUCCAAACCGACCGGUAGAGGGCAGGAUGAUGAGCGCUAUCUCAAGCACAUCUAUGGCCACACCCGUGUUCAGUCACAGAGGUCCACACUCAGGGAUGCCCCCUAUCUCCACUUUGCCAACCAGACACCUACCAAGACUAAGAAGAUAGCUGCUCAUCAUGCUUCUCCAGUUCAAGCCCCAAUUCAAAGACCCAUCAGAACGCAAACAGAGACACACAAGAGCAGGAGCAGAGGAGUAGGAACCCACCUGCCCCUAACCUCCGCACCUCAGUACUACUUCAGCCCCUACCCAGCAGGACCCAGUCAUGCACCUGUCAUCGCCCCCGCCCAGCACCCCAACCCAGCAGACGGCCAGCUCAUCCCCAUGGCGAUACCCCUCAGGGAGCCAAGGUUAGGGGUGGGGAUGUCCCAGCCUGUCACCAUCAUCAGCAAUGGGAGAGGGGCACCGGUUAGACCGGUAGAGGGGUCUAACGUGGCCCUGAUUGAUGUCAAAGAUGAGGAUGAGAAUAAGAUGGAACCAGAGAAAAGAGACCUCACUGUACAGAGGUUACCCAAUGUGGACAUUGAUUCCAAUCCAGCUACCCCAUCCCCAUCACCUCAAGAAAGAGUUUCCCCUGGAGCACAGCCACCACAUCAGCCAUCUGAGGAGAAGGAGGAGGAGGAGGUAAAGCCCCCAUCACCAGAGAUCCCAGGUAUCUCCAUGGAAGGGAUGCAGGCAGCUAGGCAACCCUCCUACCAUGGACCACCCUUCCCACCCCAGCAGCUACCCCCAUCCCACCACCACCACCCAGCAGGUGGUAUCCAGCCCUCAUCAGAUGAGCUGGCUGCUGGUAUCAGAAGGAUGGAGAUGCUGCAGACCAGAGCAGUUGACUGGGUUGAGCAAGAGUUGAUGUCUCGUUUUAUCAGUGGGACUCAUCUACGGCAAUCAGAGAGACUUCAGCAGCCAAGCACCGUCCAUGGUGCCAGGCCUGUCAGCCCAUCAUCCUCAGAAGACUCUGAUCAUGUCGUUAGUGCUCUUGGGGGAGGGGGUCUGCAGUUCUUUGUGGAUGCCGGACAACCGGUGAACCCCACCCUGGUUAACAGUCUUGUCCAGCAGGUGCUGGAAGAAAAGAUCGCCCUCUGCCUGGGUCAGCAUCAAAGAGAGAGGUCAUCCGUUACCAUGCCAACUGUUCAUGAUGCCAGACGGCCCACACCACAGCCUAUGGGCCAGCAUUCACCCAUCCCCACCCCUGAGCCUACUCCACCAGCCUCGCCCCUUGUAGCCCUGUCCAGAGAGCCUUCCCCCACCCCUAGGGAUCGCAUCCCUACCCCAGAGGCCAGUGAGAUGGGGGAGGGAGCAUCAGGAGGAGCCGAGUCGGAGACAGAGAGCUGGAAAGAUCUGAUGAAAGAUUCAGAUAAUUCUAACCAAGAAGCAAACACCAUUGCCGCACCAGGUCCAGAAGUCGUCACCACCCCUCCCACCACCCCGCCCCCCAUCAACGCCCAAUCACCACCCCCAAUCCCAGGGGAGGAGCCCCAGACACCGGUUCCUUCACCUCCUUCCUCCCCCACGUCCCUGGUGGGUGUACCCUCCGAGCCCAUGGUUACCCCUACUCCUACCCCGGAGCCAAGGAGUCCGGUAGCAUCAGAACCAGAGGAGGAUGCCUUCCAGGCUACAUUGCGUACUCCAAGUCCUGAGCCACGCCUUCGAUCCCCUACACUAUCCCCUCUACCGCCCCCUACCAAGGCUGCCACCCCUGCUCCACCCAGUGUAGCAUCCUCCAGCACUACUGAGUCAACACCCCCGGACUCUACCAUUACGCAUUCUACAGGGAGGGAGGUAUCUGAGGGAGAAUGGCUGGUCAGUGAGAGGGAAGAGGGACGGGUACCAGAUGAAACCUUGUUUGGUGUUUCAGAGAUGGCGGCCUUUGAUGAGAGUUUACCAAGCAGUACAACCAGCACUGUCAAAGGACCAACAGACCCUGACAAAGAUCAGGAGGAACCCAGGAGUGAAGGUGAAGUGGACCCUAGCCGUCUGAAGCUCACCAGAGAUCCAGUCGUAGCCCUCCUGUCUCGUCUUCGCCAGGCGCCCUCUGGUGUCCCUCAUCCUGGCCACAUACCCCCUGCAGGAAUGCAUCCCACAGCUGCUUCUUCACCACACAGCAUCAGCAGCGCAAGCAGCAGCAGCGUGGGGGAGGUGAGCGAGGGGCAACGCCCAAGUCUCAUGCCACCGGCCGAGCGUCUACUCUACCAGGAGGCCUACCACUCGAAGCCUCCCGAGGCGGGUUUGGACCACAGAAGAUCCCUUGGUGAAGUUGGGAGCAAUGGAGAGGAGGGGGAAGAUGCUGUGAAGAAGGGUACUGAUGAUACACCCUCUAAUCAAAACAUCUCUCCAAAGGCAAGUGCCUCCCAGCUGAUGGUGGCACCGAGUCCGGUAGCCAGGGUCAUUCAGGUUGGAAGGCAAAGGACUCCAGAACCGAGUCCGGUAGCCAGGGUGAUUCAGGUUGGAAGGCAGAGGACUCCAGAACAGAUAGAGGAUGAGGAAGUGGAGGAAGAAGAAGACUUGGCAGAGGCUGAUAUGACUGCUGGAGGUACACUCAUAGAUAGACCACUACCAGCAAGUUUAUACUCCUCCAUGGUCAGUGAUCCAGGCAGACAUACCAUGACACCAGACGCUAUGAACAUGGAUGCUUACCUCCAAUCAGGAUACCUCAGCCAAACCUUCAGCCAAUCAGAAGGAGGGUUGGGUGGAGCUACCAGUGACUUCGAGAGUUCACAAUUUCUCGGCCAGACUAAUAAUUCGGUCACGGGAUUAAACGCUUCCGGUGCUGGGCCGAGGGGUUCAAGUCUCCUUGCGACAAGUGGGAUGUUUUCGGAAGAUUCGCUGGAGGUUGGGGUGGCUAUGAGAGGGAGGGAGGAGCGUAUGACACAGAGGUCAUUUCAGGUUACACUGCCCUCUAUUGCUGGGUUAGAUGAGAAGGAAGAGGAGAGUGCCAGUGAAGGAGAGGUGCAUGGAGGGGAGACAAUAAGUGAUGUUUCAGAAAUUACCCUUUGAUAACUUAAUUCAAAAUGUCUCCUGAUGUAAUAGAAAGCACAAAUCUUACAUGGAGUCCAGUGUGUGUGGGUCAAUUAAUUAUCUAGAUUAUUGCGCAGUGGAGUGGUGAGAAUGAAAUUAUAAGCUCUGUCAAAGUUUUGGUUCUUUAAAAACAAACAGUAAAAGUAAUUUGACAAGACACAACGGAGCAGUUGAUGUCUAUUGUAUCUAUACAUAUCUAUUGUAUCCGUUAUCUUCCGAAAAUGGUUUGGAAAAGCGAAAGUGUGUGAACUGAGUGCCUACUAAGAAAGUGAGUGCCUUUUUGUACAUCAUAUUUGUUUUUUUCUUUUUCAUGACUUUGCAAAUUGUGCUCUAAUCAGCAGUUUUUGUCCUGCAUUAAAACUCAUGUAAUACUUCUUCCCUGAGUGCCCAGAGAUGAACUAUUUUUAAUUCAUGUGUUUCAAGUUUGUUGCAUUAUUAAUAGUUAGGAUUCAGAUUGUAUGCAUAUAGUUGUUGACUAGAUUUAUGAAGUUGUUUCAGAAUAAAAGAUAAAAACCCAGCUAGAGUUUUAACAUGAAAUAUGGGAUAGUCUUGACCAGCAUUACCCCCCCCCCCCCCCCUCCCCCCCCCCCCUCCACUCCAAAGAAAGAAAAGAAAUCUCCAAAGUAACGAUAAGACCCAGUCCAAUUAUCAUCAUCUCUUGAGUGCUCUUUUCUGUGAGUCACAGAAGGCCUUUUAUUAUCAUUCAGUCAUGCCUAUAUCCUUUGUAUGUCUUAUGGAAGAAUGUAGAUCACCAUCUUUGAAUGGUCCUUUGUGAAACUUCUCAACCGUGAUAAGACUUCUUUCUUUGAUUUGUCCAGUCCUAUUCAUUCAAGCAAUUAUGUGGAGGUCACAUGUUAGGAGAAUGCCCCUGUAAUGCAAACCUCUUUAGAAGAAAAUGGCAUCCAAGGUUAUAUCUCCUAGCUACAGUGGAAUGAAGUUGCAUAGAACACUAUUCUCUCUGGUAAUGUUUAUGAAAGUAUACCUUUGUUGAUUUUUCUUCCUGCCCAGGUCGAAAAUCCCAUAGAGACCAAUAGAGACCAUUAGACAAAUUAUGUUGGUCUCUUAUGGUUUCUGUUGGAGUCGCCCGGAAGCCUUUAUAUCCCCCCCCCCCCUCC
Molecule: messenger RNA, 5162 nt
Organism: Strongylocentrotus purpuratus (purple sea urchin)
Lineage: Eukaryota; Metazoa; Echinodermata; Echinoidea; Camarodonta; Strongylocentrotidae
Product: TALPID3 protein
Exons: 19
Coding region: 1-4026 (1341 amino acids)
Biological process (GO): smoothened signaling pathway
Cellular component (GO): centriole; ciliary basal body
Source: RefSeq, a predicted model, not a curated record